AACACCCGGUAGAAGAGCCCCUUUUUCUUCCACUUUCUCACAAUGUAUAAAUGCUAUAUAUCGUAAGAAUUAUCGAACUGAAGCAAGAGAUUUGUAUUUUCUAUCAGCACUAUCGAUAUGGAGGUCUUCAGCAAAGCCAAGGCAGUCAAACUCCGGAGCCACCACGGCAAGUACCUCGUCGCCGAUGACGAUCAGCAAACCGUCCGGCAGAGCCGCAACGCAUCGUCCAGCCGAGCCCGGUGGCUCGUCGAGCCCGUCGACGGCAACCCACUAGCCAUCCGCCUCAAAAGCUGUCACGGCCGGUAUCUGACGGCAUCUAACGCGCCUUUUCUUCUAGGGAUGACCGGCAACAAGGUAAUUCAGACGAUUCCGGAGAACAUGAAGGACCAGGACAUCGACUGGGUGCCGGUUAGAGAUGGUUUUCAGGUGAGGCUGAGGGCUUUCGGGGGAACCUAUUUACGGGCAAACGGUGGGAUGCCGCCGUGGAAGAAUUCGGUGACGCAUGAUAAUCCCCACAUUGGUUCAACCCAGAAGUGGGUUGCGUGGGACAUAGAGAUUGUGGAGUCGCCGGAGAACUUGUCUUCGGUGGAUUCUGUGUCGAUGGUCUCGUCUUUCUCCGAUGAUCUUUAUGGACCCUCGGCGCCGGUGUCACCUGCAUAUUCAAUUAACCCUUCUCCUACCUUGUCCCUGUCGAAGAAUCUUCAGACCGGAAUGGACUUCUUCCGCAACGCCAAGGCGGUUCGCCUCCGCAGCCGCCACGACAAGUACCUCCACGCCCACGACGAUGAAGACACCGUCGUUCAGGACCGCGACGGAGUCUCUCCCAACGCCCGCUGGUCCGUCGAGUUCAUCGGCGACGCCUUCCUCCGCCUCAGGAGCUGCUACGGCAAGUACCUCACCGCCUCCAACGUCCCCUUCCUCCUCGGCAUGACCGGCCGGAAAGUCCUCCAGACUCUGCCCUCCGGCCGCCUCGAUUCGUCCUUGGAGUGGGAGCCGGUCCGGGAAGGCAACCACGUCAAGCUCAGGACUCACUACGGCCACUUCCUCCGCGCCAAUGGCGGCCUUCCGCCGUGGCGGAACUCCGUCACGCACGAUAUCCCGCACCGCACCACCACUCAGGAUUGGAUUCUCUGGGAUGUUGAUGUCGUGGAGAUAGUCGUGCAAUCUCCACGCCCGAAAUUGCCGGUUCAGAUGCCGCCGGUUCAACCAGUGCAGCACGUCGACUCGUUUGCUUCGGAAUCGAGCGCGCCUUCUGUUUAUUCUUCCAAAUCCGCCAGUUUUGGAAGACAAGAGUCCAGUGAUUCUUUGGUUAGUUCUCCUCCCAAGGCCAUGGAUGGGCGGACUAUAUAUUACAACGUAUCAGAUGAUUACGGCAAUGUAGAGCAGAAUUUGGAGGGGCUUAAUAUUACGUUCAAGGGGAACAACGUUGAUGAAUUGACUCGGGUUCUGGAGGACGAGACAGGGCUUGAAGACGUUAUUGUGUGCUCGCGAAAUCCAUUGAAUGGGAAGCUUUAUCCCCUCCGCUUGCAGCUUCCUCCAAACAGCACCACUAUGCACGUUGUUUUGGUUCGGGCCUCGUCAAAAUUGGCCAGAGACUUCGCAGAAAUGGGAAUUUCACUUUAAAAAUCUGACAGGAGAUGUCACAGUUUUGCUCAUGAUACAAAUGCAUAGAACCUGCUUCUGCCCUACUACCCUCAUGCUUGUCGGCAUAUUUCGGAGGUCUGAACCACUUGUGCCAAAAGAGCAAUCGCAGUCUCGUCCAGAUGCGAAAAGAAAAGAAAUUAUUAGCAAUCUCAGUGAAAUCAACAUUGAUAGCUCCAGCCCCAGGACUAAUGAUUAGGAAAUCAUUUGCCACAUUUCUACGACUUAUAGAGUGUACCAUUUCUUUUGGUGCUUUUGUACAGUUUUUAUUACUUUGAGAGGUUUGUGAGAGUGUAUUCUUUUGUCAGGUGCUUGUGCAAUUGGUUUAUUGUGUAAAAUUUUUUCAAUACCUUAUAAAAAUUCAAGACUUUACUGUU
Diospyros lotus (date-plum) is the source of this 2018-nucleotide messenger RNA. RefSeq lists its product as uncharacterized. The record is from RefSeq and is a predicted model, not a curated record. Bases 118 to 1623 code for a protein of 501 amino acids. The transcript is spliced from 5 exons. Lineage: Eukaryota; Viridiplantae; Streptophyta; Magnoliopsida; Ericales; Ebenaceae.